AUGACGCGAAACUCGUCACCAGUGUCGAGGGAAAAGUGCAACAACCACGCGCCGGGCGCGGCAGACGCGAAAAGCAGCCACGGCGUGGACAGGGCUAACCCCGCCAGCGCCAACAAGAAUGUGAUCGAGUACCUGCGUUUGAGCAUGGUCAGCGGGUCCGACUCGGUUGGUCCGGGCUCGGUCACGCACAAGAUGCCGAUGGAGGACACAAACGACACGGGUGACUCGAUGGCACCUUCCUUGUCGAGGGAAGUGGCGCCGAUGAUCUCGGCCGCGACGCUCUCAAAGAAACACGUCGGCGCUGCCCCCGAAGUAGUCGACGACCAUGUCCCCAACCAAGUCGGCAAUCACCGACGGGUUGCGCGGGUCGUGUUCGGGGAUGCCCUGCUCGACCUUGCCGACGAGAUCGGCGCCGAUCUCGUUGGCAUGAACGCGGCAUGCAGCAGCACGUGUUGA
This is a messenger RNA of Aphanomyces astaci, 456 nucleotides long. RefSeq lists its product as hypothetical. NCBI's taxonomy places the organism in Eukaryota, Oomycota, Saprolegniomycetes, Saprolegniales, Verrucalvaceae. Bases 1 to 456 code for a protein of 151 amino acids. The transcript is spliced from 2 exons. The record is from RefSeq and is a predicted model, not a curated record.